CAAUCAUUGUGUGAUCGAAGUUUUUGCCACUGGUCCCCCAGCCUGCGGCCUUCACUUUGCUGGAACUAACAGACGAGACGAAGCUGAAUUUGUCCUCACUCGCUUCACCAACGAACCUAACAACGCACCUAGACGUCCCAAACUAUCCAUGACACCGGACAUCGCAAACUUUGUGUAUCUGGACGGCAGAAUUGUGAAAGAAGAGGUUAUUGGAGUGGGUGGUGCAGGAAUUGUCGUUAAUCGAGGAGGGUACGCUUUUAAAAUUCCACGGAUAUCGAAGUUGGUCGAAAUUGAUGGAGUGCCUGUUCAUGACAGAAUAUUGAACCAUAAUGAAGACAGCUACAACGAGCUCGCCGUUGCCGUCACGUCUUUCAGGCACGAGAAAGCCAUCUACAAAAGGCUAGGCGACCGUCCUGGGAUCAUCCGCUGCUACAACGUCGAUUCCGAAGAACCCUCGAUCCAGAUGCCGUUGAUGAAUGGCGACCUGCGGCAGUACUUGAGCGACUUCAGGCCAGAAAGAACUGUCCAGCUCUCCUGGUUCAUUCAGUUAGCGCGUGCCAUGGCCUUCGCACAUACUAAAGGUGUCAUUCUCUGUGACCUCCGGCUGGAUAAUAUCGUGUAUGAUGAUAAGCUCAUUGACUUCUCUGAAUCUUCUCUAAUGCACCCCGAAUGGGACCUCAAAGGCUGCUACAAAUAUGGGUUUUCUAUUCUGACCGACAUUGGACAAUUUGGGGCAGUAAUGUUUGAGAUCACAACUGGUCAACGUUGUUCGUUUGACAUCUAUGAAGAAUGGCAGGAAGUUGGUGAUCGUCGGUCGUUUUUUCUGACGCUCAGAGGCCUUCUCCGCGGAGUACUUCGCCAACCUGUCUUUCCAAGCCCAGACUCAAUGCUACUCUCAGUUGCUCUUUUUGUAGCCCAGUCUAGGCGCUCAUUGUAA
Messenger RNA from Exophiala oligosperma, 937 nucleotides. RefSeq lists its product as uncharacterized. The record is from RefSeq and is a predicted model, not a curated record. The coding region runs from base 149 to 937 and encodes 262 amino acids. Gene Ontology annotation, biological process: signal transduction; protein phosphorylation. The transcript has a single exon. Gene Ontology annotation, cellular component: cytoplasm. NCBI's taxonomy places the organism in Eukaryota, Fungi, Ascomycota, Eurotiomycetes, Chaetothyriales, Herpotrichiellaceae. Gene Ontology annotation, molecular function: ATP binding; protein kinase activity.